UUCCGCGCCCCGCCCCCGCCGCAACAACCAGCUCGGCCGCCUCCCCCCGCUCCUCCACCUCCACGGCUCCACCGCAGGCCAAGCUCACUAAAGGAGGGCAAGGGCGCACCAACUCCGGGCGGAGCCCAAACCCUCAACCCCCCCCCCCCCCCCCCCCCCCCACCGGGCCACCGCGCCGCUCCCCUACGCCCAUCCGCGCCCAUGGCCUCCCUCUCCCGCUCCCCCGCCGCCUCGCGCCGCGGCUGCAGCGUGCGGCAGUCCCCCUUCUUCCGCGACCUCGCCUGCCCGAUCCCGUCCCACCGCGGCGUCUCCCGCUUCGCGUCUGCCGCGUCCCCCGCCGCGGCCCCCUCCGCCACGCCGCCGCCGCCGCCCAUCUUCACCCUCGACGACCGCUACGCCUCCGAGGACUUCUCCCCGGACCCCACCGCCUCCGACCUACUUCCCCUGGCUUCGUCCCCUUCCCCCCGCGCCGCCGCCAGCCGCUCGCCGUCAUGGGACCGGCCCCGGGGCCGGACAUCGCUCUCGGCACCGGGAUCCCCCAUGGAUGGGGUCGUGGAGCCGGCCCGGAAGGAGGUGCUUGCUUUGCCUCCACCCGCGAGCCCUGGCAGCCCGCCUCCUGCUACGACAGCGGAGGCGCAGUCGCCGGUGCCCCCUGCGCAAGCACCGGUUAGGACGGAGCCGGUGGCUAACGGAGGGGAGGCUGAACGGGAGGAGUGGGUCACCGUAUUCGGAUUCUCUACUGGAGAUACCAACCUUGUUCUUCGGGAAUUCGAGAAAUGUGGAGUAAUAUUGAGACAUCAGUCUGGUCCAAGAUAUGGUAACUGGAUCCACAUAUUGUACCAGCGCUCAUAUGACGCUCGGAAGGCCCUUCAGAAAAAUGGUAUCCAAUUAAGCAGUGGGCUCAUAGUUGGAGUGAAGUCCAUUGAUCCAGUGCACCGGAAGCAGCUGGAUGAGAGGUUAAUUGGAAGCAAUCAAGGAGGUUUCAUGGUGUCCUUGCCUUCAAAGUCACUUACCCUGAAGAUCACAGGUGCAUCCAACCAGCUAGGAGCUUUGCCCCGGCCAUAUGACCCGAAGACUAACACAAAUGUUAACCGAGAUGCAGGCCGUCGUGCAACCGGCAGCGUUGCUGCACCAGCAAAAUCAAUUGUAACCAAUGUCAUGGAUUUGAUAUUUGGCAUUUGAUAUGCCAAUGAUGACCUAUGAAUCGUGAGCAUUCUCUGUUUAUUUUGUCUACCCAUUUGAGAAUGCCAGUGCGCCAAAGAAUCGGCAACAAAUUUUGCUGAAAUCGAGAUUACAGAGAGCAAACUUCUUUCUUUUGGUGUUGUAACAUUCAUAUUGUGCAAUUUUCACGUUUAGUUGCA
This is a messenger RNA of Panicum virgatum (switchgrass), 1361 nucleotides long. Its product is annotated as nuclear pore complex protein NUP35-like. Gene Ontology annotation, molecular function: structural constituent of nuclear pore; single-stranded DNA binding; phospholipid binding. Gene Ontology annotation, biological process: nuclear pore organization; regulation of DNA-templated transcription; NLS-bearing protein import into nucleus. Gene Ontology annotation, cellular component: nuclear pore nuclear basket; nuclear pore central transport channel; nuclear membrane. NCBI's taxonomy places the organism in Eukaryota, Viridiplantae, Streptophyta, Magnoliopsida, Poales, Poaceae. The transcript has 3 exons. Bases 202 to 1182 code for a protein of 326 amino acids. The record is from RefSeq and is a predicted model, not a curated record.